Messenger RNA from Podarcis raffonei (Aeolian wall lizard), 2482 nucleotides. RefSeq names its product Rac family small GTPase 1 (gene RAC1). Lineage: Eukaryota; Metazoa; Chordata; Lepidosauria; Squamata; Lacertidae. Gene Ontology annotation, molecular function: protein kinase binding; GTPase activity; GTP binding. Gene Ontology annotation, biological process: regulation of actin cytoskeleton organization; actin filament organization; regulation of cell shape. The coding region runs from base 355 to 990 and encodes 211 amino acids. The transcript is spliced from 7 exons. Gene Ontology annotation, cellular component: cytoskeleton; cell cortex; cytoplasmic vesicle. The record is from RefSeq and is a predicted model, not a curated record.
CCAACUUCCGUCGGGGCUUGAGUGAGGCCAGGCCCAGCGAGACAUUCCCGAAGGCGGUCCCGCCGAUGAGGAGGGAAGAGGGCGAGGCCGCGAGGCCGGAUGUGAGCGGAGCGGCCGCUUCCUGUUUCCUCACAGGCUCCGCUCGCCCGCCCCGCGCUUUGGGUGGUGGCCGUUGCUCCGGCGGCGCCGUGACCGUUUUCCCUCAGUCAACUUCCUUUCCUCCCACGGGAAAGAGCCGAGGCCCUUUGGGGAUUUCCUCCUCGCUCUCCUCCCCGCCACGACGCCUCGCGGGCUCCUCGGCGAGCAACAGGAACCGGCGGCGACGACGACGAAGAAGCAGCAGCAGCCGCCCCGAUGCAGGCCAUUAAGUGUGUGGUGGUGGGAGACGGUGCUGUAGGUAAAACAUGCCUACUCAUCAGUUAUACAACCAAUGCAUUUCCUGGAGAAUAUAUACCCACUGUCUUCGACAAUUAUUCUGCCAAUGUGAUGGUUGAUGGAAAGCCAGUCAAUCUGGGCUUGUGGGAUACAGCUGGACAAGAGGACUAUGACAGACUACGCCCGUUAUCUUACCCGCAGACAGUUGAAGGAACGAAUGGUAAGGAAUUAACUCCCAGGGUGAAACGUCAACCGUUCUGCGAUGUGUUCUUAAUUUGCUUUUCACUUGUGAGUCCUGCAUCCUUUGAAAAUGUCCGUGCAAAGUGGUAUCCAGAAGUGCGACACCAUUGCCCUAACACUCCCAUCAUCCUAGUGGGAACCAAACUUGACCUCCGAGAUGACAAAGACACCAUUGAAAAGCUGAAGGAGAAGAAACUGACUCCCAUCACCUACCCACAAGGCCUUGCCAUGGCAAAAGAGAUUGGUGCGGUAAAAUACCUAGAAUGCUCAGCACUUACACAGCGAGGCCUCAAGACAGUCUUUGACGAAGCUAUUCGAGCAGUUCUCUGCCCCCCUCCUGUAAAGAAGAGGAAGAGAAAAUGUCUGCUACUCUAAUGCAGCCCCCAGUCCCAGCCCCUUCCUCAGAACCUUCUGUGCUUUGCUUGGAACAAUGGAGCAUUCACAACAAUGCCAAGUUCUUCUGUUAAAAAAGAUUAGUUCUCUUACAUCAAAAUUUUUGAACCAAUCAUCACUAUCUCUUUCCCCUUUGUUUAAAAAGUUAGAUUUUGUUUGUCUUCUACUAAAGAUAUCCUUUUUUAAAAAAAAAGACAAACCUAUAUAAAGCCUUAUUUUCCCAAGUCCCUUUGCUCAGAUUAAUCGAGUGUUGCCAAAUUACCUGCUCAUCUAUGUUGUAUUGUUGUGCUUUGUAGAUGGAGCACGAAACCUGUUUGUUUUUUUUAAGACAAACAGGUGUCUUUAAAGAUACUAAUGUUUUAUUAGGAAUUGCAAAACUUUAUAGGUUUCCCUUCCGAUAUCCUAUUGGUAGGAAAAUGCUGCUGUUUAAUACACUCAUCCAACUGAUGGUCUUAGUAUCUUUCUUUCAUGCCUGAACUACCGCAAUAAUUGACAGCAUACAGAUUCCCUCUUUUUUAAAUUUAAAAAAAAAAAGUUUUCCUGUUUGUUAAGGACUGUGAUUUAAACUUUUCCUUGAAAUGUAUUGUCUUCCUUGAGAGCAGUAUAUUGCUUUGAUUGGUGAAAGAUGCCUGGAUUGGUCAAGGGAAACUGCCCAACAGUAUUUUGACACUGUAAAGAUCAAUUUACACUACAUUGUCCACAAGUUGGUUAAACUCAGUGGAUUUCUCUCUUGUCUAAUAAAACCAGUAAACUGAAACCCUCUGUUGCAACAAAGCAGUAACUGAAGGGGGAAGGUUGGUAUUUUUUUAUGGAUCACUUGUUUGCAUUUUCCAGUGCCGCAUUCAUUUUGCUACAAUUUUGAACUGGUCAUUCCCUCACAUGUUCUUGCUAGAUGCUUUAUUGUAGAAUCUUCUUCCUGAGCAAUAUAACUUGUAUUUUAAAACCUUUCUGAUAUAUUUGCAUUUUUUUUGUAGUUUAGAUAUAUUCAAGCAUAGCCUUGUUUCUGUUUUCCCCCUCUUCUCCUGUCAUAAUAGUAUACAUGCUUUUUUGAAAGGCUUCCUUUAGUCUUCAGGUGACUUGAUGUAAAAAUCAUGUUCAGCAGAUUUACCACUUCUAGUACUUUUUUUAUAUUUCACACCACCUUAAUCACCUUCCUUUAAUGUCACCAUUUGCCAGGUAACCUGAUGCUGUAAUUUUACUAAUGCUGACAUCGCCCUUUCGACCUCGCCUCCUGUUGAUUGAUCUAGUAAUGGCAGUUGGUAUGUGAGGUUCUGUAACCUAGUGCUAACCAUGUUCCAUACAUCCCAGAUGCUGGCAAGAACACAACAUUGAGCUACAACCUUUCAACUACUAGAACAAAAAAAAUAAAAAUAAAUGGAGUUUGCAAGAUUGUGAAGUUUUUACAUUGAUCUUUUUGGUAAUGCAAUUUAGCAGUAUGUUUUGCAUGUAUGACUUAAUAAAUUUCUUGAAUCAC